This is a messenger RNA of Talaromyces atroroseus, 2124 nucleotides long. RefSeq lists its product as hypothetical. Gene Ontology annotation, biological process: DNA-templated transcription; regulation of DNA-templated transcription. Gene Ontology annotation, molecular function: zinc ion binding; DNA binding; DNA-binding transcription factor activity, RNA polymerase II-specific. The record is from RefSeq and is a predicted model, not a curated record. Lineage: Eukaryota; Fungi; Ascomycota; Eurotiomycetes; Eurotiales; Trichocomaceae. The coding region runs from base 1 to 2124 and encodes 707 amino acids. The transcript has 3 exons.
AUGGCAGGGACGACUCCAAUAUCGAUUUUUGGGCCAGAUCAUUACAGAACCCUCACACCGAGACGACGCCGCAACCGUCAGACGUUCAGUUGUCUGCCAUGCCGGGAACACAAGGUCAAAUGUAAUCGAGCCAUCCCCUGCCAGAGCUGUGAAAGGAACGGCCGCGAGUUCGAAUGUCUUGUUAAUCCGCCAUUGUAUCGCGGUGGUCAGCCAAGCAGACACCGCCAGCGUCAUCCCGUGCUUUUGUCAGCUGUCAUAGCAUCAUCUGAAAAUGCUGUACCUCUUGCCCAGCGGAAUCCGGAAGAUGCCGGACUGGACAUGAAUUAUGAUUGCCAAGUACAUGACCAGCAUGAUCAAGGCAACGCUGAUCAUGUCGACUCAGGCCUGGGAAGUGCGUCCAACAACGGAGUGUGGGAUGAUGUGGAUUGUCUUUGGGACUGGGGUGCGCUCUCAAAUCAAGUUCUCAGGGCCAAUACAUUCACUGAUAUCCGGCCAUCAUUGCCAUGCGUCGUGCCUACAUCCGGAUUGCAACAUGAGCAGCCGCAGUCUUCUUCAACCACAGGUCGUAUAUCAUCAUUGCUAUUCGAGGAGCCAGAUGAGUGUGACUGGCGGCGACGACUUAUUGAUACUCUGCCCACUCGGUCACAAUGUGAUUUCUUGACUUCGUAUUUCUUUGAGAAUAUUAACUACGUAUACCAAGUCCUUCAUGCGCCGUCAUUUCGACAACAAUACACAGAGUAUUCCGCUGCUAAAUGGAAAGACGUUGACUUUGCCUGGCUGUCGUUGCUUUAUUCCAUGCUGUCUCUCAGCAUCCUAUACAUUCCUCCGGAUCUCUGUAUAUUUCUGGGAUUCGAAGAGGCUGAAGUGAAACUUCUACCUCGCUCAUGGCAUUUGGCUUCAAGACAGUGUUUUUGCCUGGGUCAGGCUGUUCGUGCUGCGCAAGCGUUGGGCCUCGACGUCGAUUCUUCUCCAUCAACUUCUCUGGAGCAGGAGAUGCGACACCGUAUCUGGUGGGAACUUUGCUCGUCUGACACUUUCCAAGCAAUGUGCCUCAAUCGACAGCCAAUGAUACAGUCUCAUAUCUCGCGUGUACCGAUUCCACUAAACUGUAACGAUGAAGAUAUGACCACCACAAGAAUCUCGCCACGGGACAUGGGCGAACCCACCAUAGCAGCCUUUAGCGUGAUUAGAGCUCGAGUGACGAGGUUGCUCAACAAGCUCUACAUAAACAAUGGCAACGGGCUAUCAUCCCUUGAAUAUGUCGCAAGCAUUGAUCGGGAACUUUGCAAAAUCCUGAACCGACUACCCUGGUAUCUCCGAAUCAAUAAGGACGGAGUUCGCGCUGUACCUCAGCUUCCCACGGAAUAUGCAGUGAUCCCCUGGCAACACCACCUAUUCCAUACAUUUGUAUGCGUCCAGCGCAUUCGCAUGUAUAUAUGCUUUCUGGGCGACUCUAAUCCUAAGGCUAGCUCCGCGCAGUCAAUCUGCCUGGAAUCUGCAAUGGAUGCAUUUUCCGUUUAUCGAUCAAUUAAAAAGCAACAGUCGGACUCAUUGAUUAUGACACACCAACGAUUUGCCACGGAGUCGUAUCAAAUAUUCUCUACAGGUGUUGCAUUGGCUUUGUUUCUUCUCAUGGGACGCCUUCCAGAUCCUCAUUUCCAGCUGCGCGGUGAUGUGGAGAUGGUGAUUUCAGAGCUCGAGGCCUUGGAAACACGAGGUAUCUCGGUUCCGACGAGCGUCAAUGGAUCGCGACUCCUUCGGAAGAUGCUCGAUAUAUAUGACUAUAAUAGUAACAAGCAUCACCACCACAACAGGAAUGAGAAUGGAAGCGCAGAUCCCACUCUAGUCCAUGGGAUUUCCUCUGUGAUCGGCGGAGAGACUCGCACGCGACAGUAUUUGCAAAGAUGUACAAUCGACUACAUAAUGAACAGCAGCAGCAGCAGCGAUGACUCCGAGAACAGUUGGUAUACACCGCAGGAUUCAUUAUCAUCUGUUGGCGAGACUUCAGGACUUAUUAAUACCAGAAAGCAGUACAGUCACGCAAAUGACUACACUGGCUCAUCUCUACACAUAUUAGGUCAACCCAGCAUGUCGUCUUUCCCGAUUGAAGAAUUAGGCAUAUGA